GUCUUCAAGUCACACUAUGGGAUUGUUAGCGCCCAUUCUUGGAUAGUCCAUUCAGAGAAGGAGGAACCUGUUGAAAGCACCACGGGAGCUCAGCCAUUCCAGCGUUACAUGUGGGACAGGGGGUUUAUCUAUUAGCAGGCUACUGGAAUCACAGCACUUGUUGAAAAAAGCCUUGACACAAAUCCAGAGAAGUGUGUUGCCUCCCGCUCCUUGAGUGAUUCGUGUUAAUUUGAGUGGACAUUGUGUUCAUCCAGACAUUAUUGGAAUAAACAAGGUGCCUCUUUCAGUACACAUGCAGCAGGGCGAGAACUGUCUAUCACACCUUAUUACAGCUUAGGAUUAUUCUAAUCAUAAGCACUCAUUGGCCUCCUUCAAUAGGCAACGCUAUUUUGGAUGAACUGAUCUUAGACGUCGGACAACAGAGUUCUAGUAAUACACUGAUUGGAUACGUCAAGGUUUUCGAGGAGUCUCCUCAGCAAUGGAAUCCGCAGCAAUGGUGAUGGUGCCAAACACGACGGCGGUGAACAAUGGAACCGAACCAACCUCGAUUGAUGGCGACAUAUCCCUGACUCAGCAGAUUAUGUUGAUUGUUCUUUUCAUUGCCGUGCUGGUGUUUAUUCUAGGAGGAAAUUUGUUGACAAUUAUGGCUGUUGUACGAACACCUGCAUUGCGAACAGUGCCCAACAUGUAUGUGAUUUCCUUAGCUGUGGCGGACUUUCUAACCGGCGCCAUCAUACCAUAUUACGCUGUUUCUUUCUUUCCCAAUCUCCAAGAGAAGCUGAACUCAAACAAGUAUCUGUGUCUCUGCCGGUAUGCAUUGUUUCAUCUGUUCGUGGCCGAGUCGAUUGCUUGCAUGGUUGUCAUUGCGUUUGAUCGUUUCCUAUUCAUCAAGUACCCCCUCCAUUACAGGACUAUUACGUCACACAGGAAGGCGGGAAUUGUUAUAGCUGGCACUUGGAUAGCGUCCAUUCUAGUUGGAAUGGUACCGGUUUGGGAAUAUAAGUGGAACAACGACUGUACAUCUUUCGAGGUGUUGACAAGAGUGUUUCGAUUGUAUGGUCUUAUCCCGGGAUUCUUCCUCUGCCUGUUUCUCACUGCACUCUUCUAUGGGUAUAUCGUCAAGACGGCUCUGGCCCAUCAAAGAGAAGCUUUGGCUCGACGAGCGUCACAGUUGUCCGGUUCCUCGAAUCCUGUCACCACUAGUCGCAGCGACUGGAAGUCUGUGAAAGUGUUUUUGUUAGUUUUCGGUGUAUUUGUAGCGUGUUGGUUCCCAAAUUUCACGCUCGUGUUUGUAGGAUACUUCGCGGAUGUUCCCAAGACCCUUGUAUUUUUCACCGUGAUUCUGGGUUUCCUUAACUCCGGAAUGAAUUGCAUCAUCUACGCUUGGCAGAAUCACCAUUUCAACAACGCAUUUAAGGUGAUAUUGUGUGGGAGAAGACGAAGGGCUUCUACAAGCUCUGAUGGCCAAACUCAUGUUGUUGUUGCCUAAUGCGUCGUGACCGACAUGUCUCUGUUGUCAACCUUCACGAUUUCUCAGAUAUGAGACAAUGGGAGUAAACAUUUACAAUGUAUACAACAGAACCCAUUGACGCUAGAAAUAAAGCAUGCCCCGCUACAUACAUGUCACAAUUAAAGCAUCACGUAAGUGCAUAAAGAUGCAUCAAAUGUAUCUUGAGUCUCCGAACUACAGAACUUGAGUAUUACUUCGCUAAUUUCAACCACAUUAGAAAUAUGUUCAUUAAGUCAAAUUCUAGAAUUCGUCAUUUCUAAAAAUAAUUUAUGCAUGAACAACUAAAGCAUAUGAUCACUCUGGUAAUGGUUGCUUUUAUUGUCUUAAAAAAUACUUUUUUGAAAGAAACGAUUCAAUACGUUUCACUGGCACCAUAAAUAGCGUUGUUGGCUGUCAUAUCAGCAGCCUAAUACUAUUAAACAAAGACAAGUUCAUGUUCCUACCAUUCGCGACGGGAACGUACUUGAGGGAAACAUAAAUUUACCCAAUGAAGUUCAGAGGGGAGAAGCUCAUGAUGGGUCGAUAUAUUGCAAUGCAUUACGUUGCGAGCCAAUACUAAUCUCACUGAGUGAAAGACCGGUCCUUGCACUCCGCUCAUAUGAAUUUGUAAACGCUUAAGACAAAUGCCAGGGACAAGAAAACAAAUACACUAAUGGCAUUUUCACAUACCCAUGUAGUUGUAUUGAAGGCAACGACGUCCAUACCAUGGACUUGAGAACCCCUAAAAAGUAAGAUACUUUAUGGAUGACAACGUCAUUGUUAUAUAUGAUGCAACGUUUGGGUAUAGAUUCUUAUACCGUUGUCAAGCAAGAGUGAGAGUUGAACCCCUAUCAAGAGUAAACGACUGGGUGUGCGUUUCUUUUGUAUAUGAGUAUGUUCUCCAUAUAAACGGUUAUGAACCUGGAAUAAACCCCAACGUCAUACAUAAUGCAACGAUACGUCCAUUUAUUAGAGACGGUCAUAACAGACGGGUAUCGCCAUCGUCGUAUCUGACGUGGUUAGGGUUUAUUCCUGCUUCAUGAGAAGUUUUCUGAGUAUUUACGUAUGUGUUGAUUGUAUAAGUAAAUUACGGAAUGGAUUAAUAGCAGUGUUAGUUAUAGUAAUGCCACGACGUCACCUGCCUAUGUUGUUAUAUAAGAAGAUGUCUGUAAUAUCGGAUGCAUAACAAACAGAGUUGGGUCUUCUUCUUUGGACUUCUGUCAAACUUAAUGUGCUAACCGAAUUGUUUAGACCCUCAGUGUGUAUGUGUGGUCGAAGAAAGGUCACCCUUUGGAACACACAUUGCAUGUACAAUGGGGCGGUGGGGUAACCUAGUGGUUAAAGCA
Molecule: messenger RNA, 2835 nt
Organism: Haliotis rubra (blacklip abalone)
Lineage: Eukaryota; Metazoa; Mollusca; Gastropoda; Lepetellida; Haliotidae
Product: octopamine receptor Oamb-like
Exons: 2
Coding region: 479-1489 (336 amino acids)
Biological process (GO): G protein-coupled adenosine receptor signaling pathway; adenylate cyclase-activating G protein-coupled receptor signaling pathway
Cellular component (GO): membrane
Molecular function (GO): G protein-coupled receptor activity
Source: RefSeq, a predicted model, not a curated record